AUGUAUAAAUAUAUUAUAUUAUCAACGUUCUUCUAUGUUAAUACUGCUUUUACUCCUAUAUGGAUAGGAAAGCCAUGUGAGUUUGUUUCUCAUGUUAAGCUUCUCUUCUUUGCUUUGUCUUCUGAUACUUUUGUCUACGGUGUUUCAGUUCGAGAAUCAUCCCUUCUGUCGUAUGAGGAGAGUGAAGAGAUCUCUAACAAAUGCGGAUUUUCAAGUAAAGCUAAUUCAUCUCAUUAUCCAUGGGCUGUUUCAUUACUGUUACAUGAUCAACAUCGAUUAGGUGGAACCAUUAUAUCACCUUAUCAUAUUCUUACUGUAGCUCAUGGAUUUAUGAAAUUUCAAAUGGGAUCUGGAUCAAGCUGUCUAGCUGCAGCUUAUCGUUCAAUCGAUGACUUACAUCAACGAGUAGUAGUUUAUGGAGGUCAGUGUAUUCGCGGAGAAAGUGACGAUCAUCCCAAUCAUCCAGAUUGCUAUAAAGCUGAUGUUUACAAAAACAAAAUUCGAAGUGUACUGCUGAAUGGAGAUUUCGCGGCUCAACAAUGUCAAAAUGGUAACGAUAUCGCAAUUAUAGAAUUGGAGCACAGUAUUAAAUUUAAUGAACGAGUUUCUCCUAUAUGUCUUCCCUCUGUUCGUCCUACUAUUCAGAAGACUCUGAUGGUCUCCGGCUGGGGAAGGAGCGACAUUUUUAAAGAAAGCGGUCCCAAGAUUCAUGAAGUACCAAUGAUGGUUGAUAAGUUUUGUCGAAGACCAUGGAGCGAUAAGUUGCCACAUGAAGCAGCUGAUCUGUUAUGUGCUACUUCCAUGAACCCAACGGACUACAAUACUCCCAGAAUCUGUCAUGGAGAUAGUGGAUCAGGAAUGGAACAACGAGAUCCUAAAGGAAGAGCUACACUCAUAGCAAUGACGUCAUUUGGAACAACUGGAUGUCCAGCAAAUAUGUUAGGAAGAUUCACACGAGUGGAUCAUUACUUGAAGCCGAUCUGUAACUACACGGGAUUAUGCUAUUCAUCGUUGGAAGCAACAACUUUAUGA
Messenger RNA from Auanema sp. JU1783, 1032 nucleotides. NCBI's taxonomy places the organism in Eukaryota, Metazoa, Nematoda, Chromadorea, Rhabditida, Rhabditidae. The record is from the annotation of a GenBank genome assembly.